AUGGAAAACUUCCAAUACAGCGUCCAGCUGAGUGACCAGGACUGGGCUGAGUUCUCCGCCACUGCCGAUGAGUGUGGCCUCCUACAGGCUGAUCUGGCAUCUGGGGAUGAGCCCUUGUCCAGUGACAUUGACCAAGGGGACAGCAGUGGCAGCAGCCCGCCUGGGCCCCCACCCCUCCUCACUGGGCAGCUGGUUCUGGGAAGGAGGGGCCAGUGGGGCCGUGAGGAGCAGAAGGACGCAGACACCCAGCCGCUGGUCAGCAGGUGUGAGCUCAGCCUGGCCCUGGGGGCUGGUCAGCAGACACCCAGCACGUCCGCACAGACAGAAGCCCGGCUGCCCUUCAGCUCUGGCGCAGGCCCUCCCGUCCGUGCUGUGUCCUGCCUGGGGCCUGAGUGUCCAGGAGGCGAGAUGCAGAGGCUUCUCCAGGGCCCGGCCCCCCGUGGCCCUGCCCCUGGGGUCCCGAAUGAGCCUUCUCACAGCCCCAAGCCCCCUCAGAAGUCACCCAGCAGCCCUGGGGUGCCACCACGGAGUCCUAGCAGGAAGAAGAGACGUGCAACAGGUGGCAAGGGAGGUGGACCCCAGGGAGCCUCAGCCCAGCCAGACUCCUCGCCGCCCGCCGAGACCAAGCCCCGGGUCCUUGCUGCAGAGGGAGCCACGGUCACCAGGCAAGGACUGGACUCUGCGCAGACUCCUGGGGCUGGUUCCAGCUCCCCAACUCCGGCUCCACGACGAGCACCUGGGGUGAGGCUGCCCACCUCUGCAUUCAAGACAGAGAAAGAUGCAGACCAGGUCGGAACAGCUGCCCUAGCCGAGCUGCACCCCACGUGCACCCCUAACUCUGAGCCAUCCCCCAAUGGGGCUCUGUCUACACCUGACUCCCAGCUCCCACCUGAUGGGACUUUGUCUACGCUUGACUCUCCGACUCCACCUGACAGAUCCCCAUCUCCACUUGCCUCUAACAAGUCAUCCCCUGACAGGUUCUCAACAGAACUUGACUCUAAGAACUCAUCCUCUGGUGCGGCCCUGUCUACACCGGACUCUCCGCCUCCCCCUCACGGAGCCUUGUCUACACCUGCCUCUAAGAAGUCAUCCUUUGGCAAGACCCUGUAUAUACCUGACUCUCAGACUCCACCUGAUGGGGCCCCAUCUGUACCUGCCUCUAACAAUUCAUCCUCCGAGAGAACCUCGUCUAUAUUUGACUCUAAGAACUCGUCCUCUGAUGCAGCCUUGUCUACACCAGACCCUCAACCGCCAUCUGAUGGGGCACUGUCUACACCUGACUCCCAGCCGCCCAUCCACAGUACUCCGUCUACACCUACUUUCCAGCCUCCACCAUGUAUGGCUCCAUCCACACCAUCUGAGUCACCUCCUGAUGGGACCCUGUCUACACCUGACUGCCAGCCUCCACCUUGUGGGGCUCUAUCUGCACCUCCUGAUGGGGUCUUGCCUCUACCUGACUCUGAUGGGGUCCUGCCUGCUCCUGACACUCAGCCACCAUCCACUGGGGCCGUGUGUGCACCUGACUCUGAGCCACCCCCCACAGGAGCACCAUCAACAUGCAGCUCUGAGCUUUCACCCCGUGGUGCUGUGUCCACACCUGACACAAAGCCUCCACUCAGUGGGGUUCCACCUACACCUGGACCCCAGUCUCCACCAGGUGGAAUACUGUCUGCUCCCGUCUUCACACCUGGGCUGGAUGUGGAUGUGCCGACACUGGCCCAAAGGGUCAAACCUCGUGUGGAUCCAUCUACUCCUAUCUCAGUGGCUACCCUCCAUUCAGCUCUGUCCCCUCCUGACCCCCAGGACAAGUCCAGUGUGGAUGUGUGUGUUCCUGACCCCAAAGUGACCACAGCUGUCCCCUCCCAGCCCUCUGCUCCUGGGGCCCAGCCUGGUGGGGGGGAACCUGGACCUACAACUAGAUUGAAUCUGAGUCUCACUUCAUCCUCAGAGGGGCCCAAGCCUUCAGCAGAUGCCACCAGGCACCUCUCAGGGGACCUCCCUCCAGGUCCUACCCAGAUCCCCAAGAAGAAGAAAGUGAGAUUCUCUAUGGCUGAGCCCAGUUCCCAAGAACCAGGGCCUGCGAUGACCCCAGGCCCACUCUCACCAGUUAGGGUGGCAGCGGGGGGCCGAGCAGCACCAGGAGCCUGGGACGCUGUUGCGGUCCGGUCCCGGCCCCCCCAGCCUCGGAUCCUCAAGCACCUGCCUCCCCCUGCCCCCUCCACCCUGGAAGGCCCCAGGUCGGGGAGCUUUGCCCUGACGCUGCCUGAGGCCUAUGAGUUUCUGUUUUGUGACACCAUCGAAGAGGAGGAGGAAGAUGCUGAGGAAGGGGCGGCUGGGCAGGUCCCGGGGGACAUGCAGUGGCCGGAUGUCUGUGAGUUCUUCUUCCGAGACUGCAGGCCCCAGAGGCCGAGGCCACAUGGGGGCCGCCCUGUAGCCCCUUGCAUGCCAGCUGACCCUGUGCCGGCCAAGCCUGGGCCAGCUCCUCCACCUGGAGACCCAGUGCCCAUCUCUCUCCCUGAGGCCUAUGAGCACUUCUUUGGGGAGGAGAGGCCAGGCUGCAUGCUGGAGCUGAGUCCCCCACCGGAGCCCAGGGUGGCCACAGAUGCACUUGUUCUGGCGGGCAGGCGAGCAGGCAAACCCCGGGGUCCUCUCCCCGUGUUUACCUUCAGCCAGAAGGACAUGUGCUUGGUGUUUGUGGCCUUUGCCACGUGGGCUGUGAGGACAUCAGACUUGCACACCCCAGAUGCCUGGAAAACAGUCUUGCUGGCCAACAUUGGCACCAUCUCAGCCAUCCGGUACUUCCGCCGCCAGGUGGCACGGGGGCGCCCCAGCCCCAGCCCCAGUCGCAGCCGCAGCCCCAGCCCCAGCCCCAGCCCCAGCCCCAGCCCCAGCCCCAGUCGCAGCCGCAGCCCCAGCCCCAGUCGCAGCCGCAGCCCCAGCCGCAGCCCCAGCCCCAGCCCCAGUCGCAGCCGCAGCCCCAGCCCCAGCCCCAGUCGCAGCCGCAGCCCCAGCCGCAGCCCCAGCCCCAGCUCCUAG
This is a messenger RNA of Elephantulus edwardii (Cape elephant shrew), 3036 nucleotides long. RefSeq lists its product as uncharacterized. Gene Ontology annotation, biological process: regulation of DNA-templated transcription; response to muscle activity. NCBI's taxonomy places the organism in Eukaryota, Metazoa, Chordata, Mammalia, Macroscelidea, Macroscelididae. The transcript is spliced from 3 exons. The record is from RefSeq and is a predicted model, not a curated record. The coding region runs from base 1 to 3036 and encodes 1011 amino acids. Gene Ontology annotation, cellular component: nucleus; cytoplasm.